Molecule: messenger RNA, 1206 nt
Organism: Nymphaea colorata (pocket water lily)
Lineage: Eukaryota; Viridiplantae; Streptophyta; Magnoliopsida; Nymphaeales; Nymphaeaceae
Product: zinc finger A20 and AN1 domain-containing stress-associated protein 8
Exons: 2
Coding region: 350-871 (173 amino acids)
Molecular function (GO): zinc ion binding; DNA binding
Source: RefSeq, a predicted model, not a curated record
AAGAUAAAAGGAGGGACAACUCAAGGGGCCAGGUCGAGGGGGCAGCUCCGGGCAGGAGAGGGCCACCGACUUAGCACUCCAAAGCCUCUCCCCCGUUGGGCAUCCCCAAAAACGGAGGCUUAAGUGCCACCGUCCUCUCCCCUCCGUUCUCUCCCUCUCUCCCUGUCACGCGAGGGGUAACUAGGGUUAGGGUCUUCCGGCGUCGGAGCGGAGACGCUGCCGAUGGGAAUGGUCGGCUGAGAGGGAGGCGAUCGGCCGAUCUUACCCCGAUCUUUAGCGGCUUAUUGGGAAGCGGAUAUCUUCUUUUUCUUUCCUUUUCAUUAUUUCCGUCGAUCAGGGCAACUCGAGUAUGGAGCAUGAUGAGACUGGUUGCCAACCUCCCGAAGGCCCUAUUCUUUGCAUAAACAACUGUGGUUUCUUUGGAAGUGCAGCUACAAUGAACAUGUGCUCAAAAUGCCACAAAGAUUUGAUAUUGAAGCAGCAGCAAGCGAAGUUGGCUGCAUCGUCUGUUGAAGGUAUUGUCAACGGUAAUAGCAGCAAUGCUGGAAACGGAAAGGAUCCUGAAAUUGCUGACGCCUCAACUUUAACCACUGGUUCACUGGAUCUAAAGUUUGUCUCAUUUCAGCCACUGGAGGUUGGUGCUUCAUCUGACGAUAGUGUUGACAAGCCAAAGGAGGGUCCAAACCGUUGCAACUCUUGCAAAAAAAGGGUUGGGUUGACUGGUUUUAGAUGCAAGUGUGGGGAACUGUUUUGUGCAGUUCAUCGCCACUUUGAAAAGCACAACUGCAAAUUUGAUUACAAAGCUCAUGCACGUGAUGCUCUCGCCAAAGCCAAUCCAGUUAUUAAGGCUGAAAAGCUGGAUAAAAUAUGAGGCCAUCACUGCCCAGAGGACUUGAAGGACAGAAGGUUAAGGAACUCAGAUGUCAUGCUUCUUCUCUAGCUCAGUCUUGCUUCUUUUAGAGCAGGGUCUGUCAUCUCUUUACUUUUUGUGCUUGAUUGUGCUUUAUUUAUAUAAGCGGUUAAGAGUUGCAAAACUUAUAUGUUUGUAUUCAUGAACUCUAUGUUCCUAGCUGUAUGCUGGACUUUCAUGGGUAUUUCAUGCAAGCUUUGCCAUCUUUUUUGUUUUGUAUCCAGUUGAAGGCAGACGGUGUCUCAGAUCAUGUGAUUGGUGUAUAGUUUUUUUUAUUGGUGCUUAUUUUAUAUUAA